AUCCUGUUUUGGAUGACAACCGGUGACAAGACCGCCACUGACAAGACUAUCAUCCACAUCUGGUCAUCUGGCUAUGACGGGAACGUCUAAACUAAAGGACCCUCGAACAUGUCGGAUAUUUUUCUCCUCUCCUUUUGGAGGAAUGGAGGAGGAGCGCGAGGAGCUAACGCGGAAAUACUUCCCCCAGAUUCACCACCUGUGCAACUCGCGGGGAAUUCAAUUUGUCGCUGUGGACAUGAGAUGGGGAAUCACGUCGGAGGCGGCUGAGAACGCCCAGACUGUCAGCAUUUGCCUUAGAGAGCUAGAUCGAUGUGAUAUUUUUGUCGGAUUCUACGGACAGCGUUAUGGUUGGCAUGGGAUUGACAAUAAAAACAUCCAAAGGAACAUUGACAAUGCGAUGGGCCGCUAUCCAUGGCUGGAGGACUUCCGAGACAGGAGUGUGACAGAGCUAGAGUUUGUACACGGACAUCUCAACAAUCCAGGAGCUCUGCCAGCAUGCAUCUGUUUCAGAGACAAGAGCUAUGAUGAAGAGAGGGCAUCAAUCCUAGAAAUCUCUGGUGAUGACAAAGGAGCCAAGCGGUAUCAGAGUGAGGGGGAUGAGGCAUCAAGGAGACUAGCAUCUCUGCAGGACAGGAUACAUGACACCAGAGACAAGACAUUGGCUGUGCACAUGGACUAUCUCAACCCUAAAGAAGGAGCGAAGCACAUGUUCACAGCUAUCUGGGAGCACCUGAACAAUGUGAUGCUCACCCGAGAUGGGGACGAGGCAGAGUCCGAGAGGCUCCUGGAGCUGGCUGACCAUCAUGCCUUCAUGGCGUCCAGACAGGCUCUGUACAUCGGUGGCGACCACUACUUCCAGCAACUCAACACAGUUCUGUCCUCAGGUAUAACAGAGAAAGUUGUCCUGGUGGCAGAGGCAGGGCAGGGGAAGUCAUCGCUCCUGGCCAACUGGGUCUCUCAGGCCCAGAACUCAGAUCCAACAGCAAUUGUAGCCUACCACUUCAUCGGCUCCAGUAAAGAUAGUAGCACAAAGACAAACAUCUUGAAACGUUUGACAACAGAAAUCACAGAGGCUCUACCAGAAAAGAAACAGGAAUCCUCAGAAUCAAAGACCCAAGAUACAGCAAAGAGUACAGACAGUGAGGGAAAAAAACCUGCCGUAGAAGACACAGGGAAGAACAAGGGUCAAGGAGAUCAAGGUGAAGUAACCCUUGAAGACACAGAUCAGGAUUCAAAGGGCAGUGUUGAAAGUUCAAAAGAGAAAGAGGAUGGUUCUAAGGACAAGGCUGAUACAAAUAACAAUUCGGAAAAGGACAACAACAAGAAAAGUGAGAAGUCGAAGGAUGUUCGUGAAAUGAUGACUCUGCUGAUGGGGGAACUAGAUAGGGCAAGGACAGAGGGAAAGGUGGUUGUCAUAGUCAUUGAUGGACUAGACAAGAUAGAAGAGACUUUUGGGAAGAUAGCUAAGCCUGUGUCCUGGUUACCAGACAAAAUUCCAGAUAAUGUGAAGAUUGUGGUGUCAGUGUUGGACACUGAGCCAGACAUUAUAGAGGAGCUUGUGACUGCAAGGAAAUACCGGAAGAUAACCCUAGGGGGCCUACAGCUGGAAGACCGGACGCAGAUAUGUGAGAGAACACUGAAGGAGAGUGGAAAAGAGUUGUCCAAGCAACAGCUGCAGAGGAUUGUUGACAAGGAUCAGACUGAAAACGCCCUCUUCCUGAAGAUUAUUAUAGCUGAACUGUCUGUGUUUGGGUCGUUUCGGAAACUGGAUGAAAAGAUAGAUGACCUUUUGACAUCUAACAGCAUUCGUGAUCUUUGUGUGAAAGUCCUUGAGAGACUGGAGUCUGAUUACAACACAGCACAACAGCCAGAUCUUGUACAGGAGGUACUGAAGUUACUUCAGGUGUCUCAUGAAGGUCUGACUGAAACGGAACUCAAGGAGAUACUAGAUCUCUCUCCCCAUGUGUGGUCACCGUUGUACUUUGCCCUGGAACAGUAUGUGGUUGUCCAGUCGGGACUGAUCAGUUUUGCUUUCUCUGAGCUUGGUAAAGCUGUGGCGGAGAGAUACUUGAACUUGACAGAAGACAGAUCAGCUAGUGCAAAAUGUCUCAUCAGCUACUUCGAUAAAAAGCGAAAGGCAUUUGACAUAUCUCCUACACCUGCAAAGUCAUUGUUGAGGCGACCUGCUAUGGAGUUGUCAUGGUUACAGAAGCAGAUCGAUGAUAAGGAUGGUCUGACUACAACGCUCAGCGAUCUGCUAAUGUUUCAUUUCCUGAUCGGGAAGAAUGAAUAUGAGCUAUUUGAGUUGUGGAAGUCAACUGAUCACACGUUUACAGACAUUGCUGACAUGUAUGUGAAGUCAUUUGACAAGGCCCUUGUGGAAGUUUACUGCUUGGAGAAAGACGGCCUCAUUGAACCCAGAGAUCGGUCAAAACCACCUGGGCAAAGACUGCUGUUCCUGUUGGAAAAUGUGAGGUUCUUCAUGGACAUGGCAAGUUGCAUUGAAGGAAGUAUCAGGACCCUGAAGCGCAUUACACAGUUAUUGGAGAAUCUGGAGGGAAAGUGGAAGGAGGAGUCUCAGCGCCUGGAGCUUCUGGCAGAGCACCAGUACUACCUGGCCUGCAGCGACUGCGACAGUGGCAACUACAAAAGGGGAGAGGAGUUGCACAAGAAGGUGAUGAAAUACUGGAGGACGGGCGUACAGAGUGGUGAGAUUGAUAAAAAGCUUGGCGAGGAGAGAAUGGCAUGGUGUUAUAACGGACUUGGUCUCACCCACUAUUAUCAGAAGCAGUAUAUUGAGGGAGAAAUGAUGUUCAGGGACUCUCUUGCCAUUCAUGAGAAGCACAAGAAUAUCCGUAAUGCUGCAGAUUGCUGGACAAAUAUUGGUCUGAUCAAACUUGGUUUGAAGAAACCAAAAGAGGCUAUCAAGAUCUUUGAGGAAGCUUUAAGACUGUAUGAGGAACACUAUUUUGACUCCGUACCUCACAGCAUCGGGAACGUGUACACCAACCUGGCCCUGGCAUACAGACGGGACCACCAACUGGAUCAGGCGGAGGAAUUCUACCAAAAGUCACUUGAACUGAAGAUUAACGCAGUUGGCAGUGAACACCCUAUAGUUGCAACAGCGUACAUGAACCUAGGCACUCUGUAUAUGUUCAGGAAGAAUUAUGUCAAAGUUCAGCAGUUUACAGAGAAAGCUCUUCACAUAUACAAGAUUAACCAGUUGCAUGGGGAUCAUCGGUCUUACUGGCAAUGUAAGGAAAACAUGGCAAACUGCCUACUGAAACAGAACAAGAUCGAGGAGGCUGAACCUUACUUCUGGGAUGUCUUUGAUGUCCAAAUAAGGCUAGGCUUCAUGGCUGACUGUUUACCAUAUGUUCACCACACAAUAGCUGGUCACUACAUCACCAACGACCAGUUUGACAAGGCUGACCGUAUCCUGACUGCGUUGUCGCAUUGUAAGGAGAGAAGAAAAGCUAAAACCUUUUACUUGCUGGACAUACUUGAUCAGCAGAAUCCAAGGUCAGACGUAAACCCCCGUCCAAGGGAGGAAACCCUGGAAUAUGGAAUGGAAUUGUUCCCCAGGGACAAAGACCUGUUUGAGCAGAAAGUGAGGGUGCACCUUGUUGCCCGGGGGGACCUGGAGGGGUUGGAGGAGUUCCUCACUGCCAGGGGUUCUGAAGCGGAGAUAUAUGAACAGGUGGUGGGCUGGUGUGAGGAGGAGGGCAAGCCUGGUAUUGCUGCAGAAGUCAUAGACAGGGCACUCCACAAGUUCCCAGACAACCAGAUGCUGAUAGGAAAGUCCGUGUCUGUGUGGUGCAGUGUCAAGCAGUUCGAGAAAGCCUUGCCCUUGGUGCAACAACUGGAUAGUGAAGGUGUCCACAGCGAUGAAGUUCGAUUAAAAUGUGCCCGGACCUUGCAUCAUUGCAGUGAGAAUGAGGCAGCCUAUCAAUGGCUGAAAAAGCUGCUGACCAGUAUUGGUUCCUUAUCUGAUGAAAUGAAAAAAGAGGUGGAAGCACUUAAGGAGAAGAUGGAUGCUGAAGCAAAGCUAUAGUGAAUAAACAGAUGUUUGGAUGAGGGCAACCAAAACACUCUUGUGAUACAGUGGCCAUGUCUGUACCACUGUUGCAUUAGCGCUGCAGUGGUAUGAUAAGUACCUUUAUGUACACAGACACACACACACACACACACACACACACACACACACACACACACAAGAAAUAUAUGUAAUUUAUCAGACCUCUCUACAAUCUGAACAUUUAUCUUUGCAAUAACAUAAUUCCAUCCAACAUCCUACCUUGAUUACAUUUCAGCCAUUAAUUACCACACUAUAGAAUUGUUUACAUUUUCAACAGAAGUCCUCUUCACUUCAAGUGAGUGAGUGAGUGAGUUGGGUUUAAUGCCGCUUUUAACAGUAUUCCAGUUAUAUUGCGGUGUGUCAGCUUAA
This is a messenger RNA of Haliotis rufescens (red abalone), 4447 nucleotides long. RefSeq names its product TPR repeat-containing protein DDB_G0287407-like. The transcript has 27 exons. Gene Ontology annotation, molecular function: protein binding. Gene Ontology annotation, cellular component: Cul4-RING E3 ubiquitin ligase complex. The record is from RefSeq and is a predicted model, not a curated record. Bases 74 to 4054 code for a protein of 1326 amino acids. NCBI's taxonomy places the organism in Eukaryota, Metazoa, Mollusca, Gastropoda, Lepetellida, Haliotidae.